This is a messenger RNA of Epinephelus lanceolatus (giant grouper), 1040 nucleotides long. RefSeq lists its product as uncharacterized. Gene Ontology annotation, biological process: response to bacterium. The record is from RefSeq and is a predicted model, not a curated record. Lineage: Eukaryota; Metazoa; Chordata; Actinopteri; Perciformes; Serranidae.
AUGAUCGUGGUAUGGGCUACACUGCUUCUCCUUCAUCAGAGCUAUACGCUGACUCCAGUGACCACGGUUGAACUUGGUGCACCUGCGACAUUGACAUGUGAUUUCCCUAAUAAAGAGCUGAGCAGUAGAAAACUCUACUGGUACAAGCAGAGUGCUGGGGAGACUCUGAAGUUGAUUGUGACUCUGUGGAAAUCAACAAAACAGUAUGCACCAGAGUUUUCUGAAUCACGACUGGAGGUAAAUUACGAUAAGACGUUUAGCAACCUGACCAUUGUGGCGACGAUCCAAGAAGAUGAGGGAAUGUAUCAUUGUGUCAUUGCAGAGUGGAUUAAUACUCAGUGGAGUGGGACGUAUUUGUUGGUAAAAGGAAACACUCAGAGGACAUCAAACUAUGCUGUUGUUCAGUGGCCGACAGUAUCUGAUCCAGUCCGUCCAGGAGCCUCGAUGUCUCUCCAGUGUUCAGUCCUCUCUGACUCUGAGAAUAAAAUGUGUCCAGGAGAUCACAGUGUGUUCUGGUUCAGAGCCGGAUCAGAUCAAUCUCAUCCAGACAUCAUCUACACUGAUGGAAACAGACAUGAGGAAUGUGAGCGGAGAUCUGACACUCAGAAGAGUUGUAUUUAUCGCUUCUCUAAGAACAUCAGCUCCUCUGAUGCUGGGACUUACUACUGUGCUGUGGCCACAUGUGGACAGAUAUUAUUUGGAGAUGGAACUAAAGUGGAGAUCGUGCAAACUACACAUUUAGUAUUUAUUGCAGUGGCGAUAUUAACAGUCUGUUCGGUCAUUUCUGCUGUGGGAAAUGUUGUCCUCAUCUGCAACCGAAAAACAUGUGAACGAUGUAAAGGAAUGGAAAGUGUUACUUCAGAAGAACGACAUGCCAAUUUGCGCCAAUCAGUGCAUGCUAAUACUGCAGCUGACGACACACUGAACUACGCUGCGCUGAACUUCUCAGAGAAAAGAAGAAGAAAGAAAAGAGAGUGUGCUGAGGACAGUGUGUACUCUCAGGUUAAAUGCUGAUACUGGUUUUAACGUUGUGUAUUUCA